AUUGUUAUCCUCACUCCUCAGCACAAGCCAUUUCCACUCCUGUGUUCAGUCGUCUUGGUGAGAUCAAACGGGGAGUAUGGUCUGUGCGUGAAAGUGUUCAGCUGAUCGUGUUUGACGUUUGACAUGUUGAUGUUGGGAAGAAUAAGCAAUCUGUGUAACAAGUGAAGUUUUAUUCAUUGCAGUUCAUAUCGAAGAAUUAGAUUUCCUUUAAAAUGUUUUCAGGAUUAACAAAUCAAGUGAGUAAUUGGAUGGGAAGUGGAGGCAAAAAGCCAGAUGGUGAAAUACCAAAGACAGAAGAAGAUCAAUCAUCACCAGUUGUUGAUAAUUCUGUUGGUGGAUUAGAAUCUGAUAAGAAAGAUACGAGCCCAACAAAAGGAGGAAGCCGUUUGGAUAUGCUUGGAAACUUAGGCAGUGUAAAAACACAAAUGACAAGUUGGCUCGGGAGUGCAAGUAUUCCUAGCUUCCGCAAAGGGGAUGGAACAGCUGAUGGCUCUGAGACGUUAGAUAAUCCACCCUUGGGUGUCGAAUCACCAGCUUCUGAGAAAUCUGUUAAAGGUUCCCCAAUGGAGAAAGAUGAAGACGACAAUUCAAG
Homalodisca vitripennis (glassy-winged sharpshooter) is the source of this 592-nucleotide messenger RNA. RefSeq lists its product as uncharacterized. NCBI's taxonomy places the organism in Eukaryota, Metazoa, Arthropoda, Insecta, Hemiptera, Cicadellidae. The record is from RefSeq and is a predicted model, not a curated record.